GUUAAAAAUCAGUGUAGUGAAUAACACAAUCUUAAAUUAUUUGAAAUUGCUGUGUGCAGUAUUGUUAUUAGAAGACAUUUCUGUACUGUGACACAUUGAUUUGUCAGAAACCCUUCUUAAGUAGUACAUAAUUCUAGAGCAAAUUAUGAAUAAAUUUUUCUGAUACGAGGGUGUAAACAUUUGCAGAAGAAUACAUUUUGAUCAGCUUUACGUAGGCGAGCGACAGCUAGAAAAGCUGCUUAGGACUGUUUUACAACCAAGUACUUUUAUAUUCCUGUCGGGGAAACGAAUAGUUGUAGUGAAAUACUGUGACUUUAUUAAAAUGGUACUGAAUAUUGCAUCAAAGAUAAAAUUCUGUGAUUUGUGUGAAGUAUGCGAGAAUAUUCAAAAAAGUCCCAAAGAAAAGGCAUGUUUGAUUCUGAGGAAAUACAUCACUGAAUAUAGAAAACUAGGAGAGAGACUGAAAACAGAGGAUCAACAGGCAGAAAUCAGCUUCUAUCCUGUGCUAAGGCUGUUGAUACCGAAGUUUGAUAGAGAAAGACCAGCAUAUGGUGUUAAAGAACAUGCUCUGGCUAAGAUUUAUAUACGCAUACUUUGUCUUCCUAAAGGUGGGAUGGAUGCAGAAAAACUGCUGAAUUUUAGAUCUCCAAAAGCUGGUGUGAAUCAGGCAGGAGAUUUUGCGGAAGUGGCAUACUUUAUUCUGAAAAACCGUUGCGGAGAAGGAAAGAAAUUUACUGUGGAAGAUGUGAAUUCCCAUCUUGAUGCACUGGCUCAGAAACAUGCAGCUCAUGAUCGCAGAGGAAUGGAUGGUGAGUUAACACUGUUAUUAACUGGAAUGUCUGAAAUGGAACAGAAGUGGUUAAUCAGGAUGAUACUGAAGGACAUGAAGCUUGGUGUUGGCCACAUUGGUAUUUUCAACGCAUUUCAUCCUGAUGCCUCAGCACUGUAUGAUGUAUCAAAUGAUCUAAGCAAGGUCUGUACCCUCCUUCAUAACCCAGACAGGCAUGAAGUGGAAAUAACUAUCUUCUCUCUUGUUCGACCAAUGUUAUCUGAACAGUGUGAUAUUCAGAAGGUGGAAAACUGCAUGAAGAACAGUGCCUUUUAUUAUAUAGAGACAAAACAUGAUGGAGAAAGGUUUCAGAUUCAUUUUAUGACUGGCACAUUCAAGUAUUUUUCAAGAAAUGGCUUUGACUAUACAGCCAUUUAUGGCAGCAAUGCAAUGACAGGAGUUCUCACGCCACUGUUGUCAAAACAGUUGCAACCUGGUGUUCAAAGUUUCAUUAUUGAUGGAGAGAUGAUGGUCUGGGACAAGAACAUUGUCGCAUUUCGAUCCAAAGGUGACAACAUUGACGUCAAGUCAUUGAAGGGUGGUAGCUAUUUACAACCAUGCUAUUGUGUGUUCGACAUACUUUUUUAUAAUGGUGAAGUUUUGACUAAUAAGCCAUUGUGUGACCGUAUCAAAUAUCUCAACAGUCUCAUUACUCCUUGUGAAGGGGUUGUGUUACAAACAGAAAGAAAUAUAGUGAAGACCAAGGAUGAAGUGAUAGAACAUUUAAAUGAAGCCAUUGACAAUAAAUUAGAGGGAAUAAUCCUUAAAGAUCCAGAGUCAGUGUACAAGCCAAACUCGAUAAAAGCUGGAUGGUUCAAAAUAAAGCCUGAGUAUACAGGAGGUUUAAUGGAUCAAGUGGAUGCCAUAAUUAUUGGUGGUUACUAUGGUGAUGGACGAAGAAGAGGAAUCAUUAGCCACUUUCUUUUGGCAGCAGCUGUUUCAAAAGAUGGAGCAGAGCCAGAGGAGUUCCACUCCUUAGUACGUGUUGGUUCAGGGUAUACAAUGGCUAAGCUUGAGGAACUUAUCCAGAAGAUGAAACCACAUUGGAGGAAAUGUUCUCCUGGGGAAUGCCCUCCGGGUAUUAUUUGGACGAAAGAGAAACCAGAAGUAUGGAUAGAGCCAAAAAAUUCUUAUAUUUUGCAGAUAAAAGCAACAGAAAUUGUUGAAAGUAGCUCAUUUAAAGUAGGAUAUACUUUACGGUUUCCACGAGUGGAAGAAAUACGCUAUGACAAAAAGUGGACUGACUGUAUUACUGUGUCAGAACUGACAGACUUAUGGCAAAGGGCAUCAGGGAAACUCUACAGUCGGCAUGCUUACUCUAUUGAUCCUGAGGCAUCUUCUCCCAAAAAGAAAAGAACUACGAACCACCAGCCGCAGCUUGGAAAGCAGUUCUGCAGUGCAGAUGUUUCAACUGCUACAAUCAAAUCAACUCUCUUAGAGGGAAAGGAAUUCUGUGUCAUGUCUGACUACAAUGGCAUUACAGUGCAACACAUUGAAACACAAAUUUAUGAAAAUGGAGGAAAAUUUGUCAAAAAUCCAGGUCCUUCUACAUUUUGUGUGCUAGCUGCCGAAAAAAACAUUCGAGUGCAAAGUCAUUCCAAUUCAAAGCAGUACAAUGUUAUACACACAGAAUGGCUUUUAAAUAGUAUAGCAAGUCACAAGCUACUUCCAUGGACUCCUCAAAAUAUUAUUAGUGUGACUCCAGAAACUGAAAGAGAAAUAAUGUUGCAAUAUGAUGUAUUUGGCGACAGUUAUACUGAAAUAUCCACUGAAGAAAACUUGAAAGAACUGUUAUCAAAACUGGAAUCUAAGGUUUCUGUUCAGAAGAUAUCGGUUCACGAAAUGGCAGAUAUGGACAUAGAACUGUUUUCAGGACCAAGUCCAAUGGGAAUUUUUAGGCUAUGCAUUGCAUACUUUCAUAUGCCCUCUGAGGAUGACUUUGAAGCCUUUUGUGUAAGGAAGAGUCUUGAACUGCAGAAAUUAGAUUUUGAAUAUUACGGGGGAAUAGUGAGCACCAUGAUUGAUGAUGGAACUACACAUGCUGUUGUACACUUUGUACACUCAAGGUAA
Molecule: messenger RNA, 2899 nt
Organism: Schistocerca cancellata (South American locust)
Lineage: Eukaryota; Metazoa; Arthropoda; Insecta; Orthoptera; Acrididae
Gene: DNAlig4
Product: DNA ligase 4
Exons: 15
Coding region: 323-2899 (858 amino acids)
Biological process (GO): DNA recombination; nucleotide-excision repair, DNA gap filling; DNA biosynthetic process
Cellular component (GO): DNA-dependent protein kinase-DNA ligase 4 complex; DNA ligase IV complex
Molecular function (GO): ATP binding; DNA ligase (ATP) activity; DNA binding
Source: RefSeq, a predicted model, not a curated record